Molecule: messenger RNA, 2298 nt
Organism: Entamoeba invadens IP1
Lineage: Eukaryota; Evosea; Mastigamoebida; Endamoebidae
Product: actin-1, putative
Exons: 1
Coding region: 1-2298 (765 amino acids)
Biological process (GO): regulation of DNA-templated transcription; protein transport
Cellular component (GO): cytoplasm; Ino80 complex
Molecular function (GO): protein binding
Source: RefSeq, a predicted model, not a curated record
AUGAGUUUCUUUGGGAAGCCAAAGUUCAGUGGAAAUGAAUUUAUGGUUAGGUGCCAGUGUGCACAACGCCGAAUAGAUGCCCAGAAAAGGAAGUAUGUCACCAACUCCCGCUCUUUGAAAAAGCAGAUUUUGACCUUCUUGGAGAACAAUGAGCGCGAAAAGGCUUACGACAAGUGCGCGAUACUUGUUCAAGAGGACUACAAAUGUGAAGCUUUAGAGGAAUUAGUGGAUAUCAUUGAUGAGCUUCAAAAGAACUCCGAGGUCAUUGCUUCACAACGAAUUUGCCCAUUAGAACUUAAAGCUGCUUGUGGUGCUAUUCUCUACGCAUCGCCGUACUUCCCAGACCACACAGAGAUGAUGGAAAUGCGUAACAUGCUCAUCGACAAAUUUGGAAAGACGUUCCCCGAAGACUGCGUCAAUUCAAAGGUCGUCUCAGCAAAGUUGAUGUCACGACUUUCCUCGAGAAAUAUCGACUCUGACGUCAUCGAGUAUUACCUCGACAACAUCGCAAAGGAAAAUAACCUUCAAACGACAACAGCUGCCGUCCCAACACAAAACCCAGAAGACGCUCUUCCUGCCGACGCGUCUCGUUGUGAAUUGUCGAAAUUACCAGAAGGCACCCAAUACGUCAAAUAUGUGUUUGGUGUGUUGACAAGAAACUCGACGGGGAAUAUCCGUAAAGGAGGUGACAAAGUCCAAGUCUUCAUUGCUGGCCCAAACAACGCGAAGAUAGUUGGUGAUGUGAAGGAUUUACACGAUGGAACAUAUGAUUUGUCAUUCGACCCACCUUAUGAAGGCGACUACUUAAUCGCGGUGUACAUCAACGACAAACAAAUGAACCAAGUCGGAAAGCUUCACAUUAAAGAAGGCUCCAUGGUGGAUUUAAAUCAGUGCCUUGUCGAAGGCAAUGGAUUGAAUGGAGGGUAUGUCAACGAAAAACAAUUCUUCACGGUCUUUGCUAAAGACCAGAAUGGGAGAACAGUUGGGAAAGGUGGGGAACCAUUUGUUGCGUAUGUAGCGGGGCCCGGUGAUGUCAGAAUAGUUGCGGACAAGACUGACUUAAUGAAUGGACAGUACGAUUUUUGUUACAUUCCUCCUGUCGUUGGAAAUUACGCGAUUGCCAUCUACCACAACCAAACACAAGUCAAAAACGUGUUCCAACUUGAAAUCAAAAAUAAAGAGACUUUCAAGCCACAAUUUGUUUCAACUCCAGAAGUCGUACAUCAACCACAAGAAGUCAAGAGUGUCGGAGUUCGAGUGGGAAAACCCGGCGAACAUUUCAUUAUCGAUGUUGGAAGUUGUAUUAUCAAAGCGGGAUUUGAAAGUGCGGGGAACCCGACGUUGUUGACGGCGAAUGUCGUUGGGGAGAACCUCCAUAAAGCAAAUAUGCUUGGCACGCCACCCAUCUAUGUUGGAGAUGACGCGAUUGGAAAACGUGGAAUUCUUACUUUGACGUACCCCAUGCAGAAGGAUCCGGUUGACUUUGAGAAGCUUGGUCGUGUACUUCAAUACACGAUGGAGAGAGCGAAGGGUCAUCCCGUUGUAGUAGUUAUGAACCCACUUGCGCCACUGCAAAUGAAGAUCAAUAUGUGCGAGAUGUUAUUUAAAGAAGAAGCCGAGAGCGUGAGGUUUGUCGAUGAGGCGCUUGCGGUGUCUGCGUAUUAUAAGAAGCCGUCGUGUAUUGUUGUUGACAUUGGAGGGAUGAUGAGUUGGGCGAUCCCAGUAGUGAACGGUGUUGUCUACAAAGAGAUUUCGGAGAAGAUGCCGAUUGCUGGAGUGAAGUGUACAGAAGUCUUUGCCACAUUGUUAACAAAAGAAGGAGUCAACCUUGGGAGCACAUCGAGCGAGAAAGUGAUAUCGCGACAAAUCAAAGAGUGUGUUGGGUAUAUUGCGAACGACGGUGCACCAGCUCCAAGUCUGAAAUAUGACAUGCCUGAUGGCACUUUAAUUAAUGUUGGCAACUCACGAACACAAUGCUUUGAGCCAUUGUUCAAUCCACAAUUGUGUUCAAUGUCGUGCAAUGGAUUAAGUCAAAUGGUUGAAAAGGUUUUGCGCUCCAUCAAUGGUACGACCAAUGAAGUCGUGUUGGUGGGUGGUGGUGCAAUGAUCAAAGGCAUUAAAGAACGAAUUGAGGGUGACAUCAUGAAAGCUCUCAAUUUCAAAAUUAACGUGACCGCAGAUAAGAACGCAAAGUAUGCGAUGUGGAUGGGAGCCGGUAUGCUCGAUAAACAAAAUGCAGGGACUCUCAUCACCGCACAAGUCUGGAAAAAUGAGGGCGCCUUGUGUUUGGAUGACUAA